Messenger RNA from Mollisia scopiformis, 814 nucleotides. RefSeq names its product cytochrome P450. The transcript has 2 exons. The coding region runs from base 42 to 737 and encodes 231 amino acids. The record is from RefSeq and is a predicted model, not a curated record. NCBI's taxonomy places the organism in Eukaryota, Fungi, Ascomycota, Leotiomycetes, Helotiales, Mollisiaceae. Gene Ontology annotation, molecular function: heme binding; iron ion binding; monooxygenase activity.
CAGAAGGUCUCCGUCAGAGCGAUCUCUGGGGAGAGGCUAACAUGUUUCUAUCUGCCGCCGGAGGUACCAUCACCACGGCCCUGAGCGCUCUCUUUUUCUACUUGUCAAGGAACCAGGACGCCUACCAAAAACUUGCGCAUGAGAUCCGCUCAAAUUUUACCAGCAGUACCGAAAUCCGCGGUACUGCAUUAGCCGGCUGCACAUAUCUCCGAGCAUGCAUCGAUGAAGCCAUGCGGCUCUCUCCUCCCGCCCCCGGCAUCCUGUGGAGAGACUUAGCCCCUGACGAUGACGAGAGCCAGCCUUUCGUUGUCGACGGUCAUGUCGUCCCUCCACACACAAUUGUUGGGGUGAAUACCUAUUCCCUCCAUCACAACGAGGAUUACUUCCCAGACGCCUUUGCGUACCGUCCGGAGCGCUGGCUCGCUUCGUCCGACUUCUCGCCGGAAGAGAAGAAAGUCAUGCGUGAGGCUUUCGCUCCUUUCUCCGUUGGCCCACGAGGAUGCGCGGGGAAGGCGAUGGCGUAUUUGGAGUGUAGUCUUGUGAUGGCUAGGACAUUAUGGUAUUUUGAUUUUGAAAGCACGGCUGGGGAGCUAGGAGAAGUCGGGGCAGGUAAAGUUGGACUAGAGGAUGGAAGGGAACGUCGGGGAGAGUUUCAACUGUAUGAUACGUUUAGCGCAAGUCAUGAUGGUCCUUACUUGACGUUUGUGGCCCGGGGUGACUUCUGGAAGGAUCUUUAGGGGGAUGGAAAUGAGAUCACGGUGUACCAUAAUCAAGAACUCUUCUUUUUGGGGCGGAUUCUCGAGGUUAAUUCGGA